CAAAAGCCCAAAGCGCAACGUAAUUCCUUUAAAUGGUUUCUCCUAGGGUUUCAUAUGACGAGUCGAGCAGAGCAGAUACAGCAGUUGGGCACCGUUGUGUGAAGAAAUGGCGAGAAUCAAGGUCCAUGAGCUGAGACAGAAGUCGAAGACUGAGCUCUUGAAUCAGUUGAAGGAUCUAAAGGCUGAGCUCGCUCUGCUUCGCGUCGCUAAGGUCACCGGGGGUGCUCCUAACAAGCUCUCCAAGAUCAAGGUGGUGAGGUUGUCUAUUGCUCAGGUCUUGACUGUGACUUCUCAAAAGCAGAAGGCUGCACUUAGAGAAGCAUACAAGAACAAGAAGUUCUUGCCCCUUGACCUGCGUCCUAAGAAGACCAGGGCGAUCCGCAGGAGGCUUACUAAGCACCAGCAAUCUUUAAAGACCGAACGUGAGAAGAAGAGAGAAAUGUACUUUCCAAUGAGAAAGUAUGCUAUUAAGGUGUAGGGUGGUAUCUUCAGGAUAGGCUGCAUUUAUAUUUUUCAAUCAUAAACCAAUUUUGUUGACAAGUUUUGAUUUGGAUUAUCUUUUUGUUAUGAUUAUGAUUAUGUUCGUGACUUGGAAGGGUGCCAUCUUACUCUUAACAGGAGCAAGAUUUAUGUUGGAAUGUUAGUUACAGAUGAUUUCUUUUCA
This is a messenger RNA of Hevea brasiliensis (rubber tree), 664 nucleotides long. RefSeq names its product 60S ribosomal protein L35. Gene Ontology annotation, biological process: maturation of LSU-rRNA from tricistronic rRNA transcript (SSU-rRNA, 5.8S rRNA, LSU-rRNA); translation. Lineage: Eukaryota; Viridiplantae; Streptophyta; Magnoliopsida; Malpighiales; Euphorbiaceae. The transcript is spliced from 4 exons. The record is from RefSeq and is a predicted model, not a curated record. Gene Ontology annotation, molecular function: structural constituent of ribosome; mRNA binding. Bases 107 to 478 code for a protein of 123 amino acids. Gene Ontology annotation, cellular component: cytosolic large ribosomal subunit; ribosome.